AUGUCGAACAGACUUUUCCAGUUACUUACAUGCAAUCAGACGCCCGAAGUUGCACAACAGCAAGUUGCGUUUCAAAAUCAGAGACUUAAUCAGACACUCCCGCAAGUCAUCAGUAUAAUUCAAGCCCCGGAAGUGUUACAGAACAUUGGACUUUUAAAUAAAGUCUUAAUUUUCUUUAAAAAUUGUUUGACAUCCAAAAACCCUGAGGUGGUAGCACAAAAGAAAAGCGAAUGGAAUUCAUUUCAAAAUGAUGUGAAGCAGGGGGUACACAAUUUACUGAUACAAUACCUACUCCAAGGCCCCAAAGAGAUUUUUAACAAUUUAUCGGAAGUCAUAGCAGUUAUUGCGUCUUAUGAUAUACCUUCACUGGUGUGGCCUGAUUUGAUCGAUGUUUUAGUGAAUGAUACAAACACAAUCAGCAUACAAAACGCAUGUUUGAAGAUAUGCUCAUUACUCUUCGAGAAAAUCGACGAACAUAUUAUGCAGAGUUAUCUUCCAAAAAUACUUUCACGACUCACAGCAGACAUGAACAACACACAUAUGUACUUAACGAAGUUAGAAGGGAUCAAGAACUUAUUGAAUUACAGAGCGUUCUCCUACACCCACUUUAAUAACAUUUUUGAUAUCAUUAUAGUGAUACAGCCAAUUGACACUGAAGAAUCAUUGAGUCUCAAAAUUGAAGCACUUGAUAUUAUCGUCAACAAGCUCUAUGAUAAAUUGACAAGUCAAAACCAACGAAUCACUGAGUUCUUAAUUAACGCUGUCAAUAAGUUUGGAAAAGACCAAGACUUCUUAAAAAAGGUAUACGAUGUCUGGAACACCAUAGGGGAAGUUGAAAGUGAACCUGAACGAACGAGAAAGUCUCAAAACAUCAUGUUAGAAUCGUUGAGUGUUCUCUUCAAACAAAUUUUGGAGGUCAUUCAGUUGUUUGGCAAUGAUAUAAUAGAAGACGACGAUGAUGAAGGUGAAGAUCAAAACAAUGUGAUUUACUCUGCACAAUCAAUUGUGAUGAACCAAGUGAUUAUUGGGAAGGACGGGUUUGCGAAAGAGGUACUGACCCUGAUAGCACAGUUUCUUCAACAGAAUGAACCUGGCAAGCAGUACAUAGGAUUGAUUUUGUUCUCCGCUGUAUUAGAAGGGGGGUGUUCAUUAGAAGCAAUUGUUAAACAAUUAAUAGUACAAUCAAUUCGAUUGUACACAACAAGUCAAGUCUCUCUAGUCAAAUUGGCAGCUUCAAAGAGUGUCAUUAAAGCAAUGGAAAACGUUCCACAGAUUGUCGACGACGCUUUGGUCGAUACGUUACUCCAAAGCGCAAUUGUUGGGUGCAAGUCGAAUAACACGGCUUAUGUUGUGUCGUCGUGCUUAAUCAUCGGGUAUGUCUACAAAACCGUUGAGAUUCCAAACGCUCUUAAAAAAGAAGUCCAAAAUGUGUGUCAAAUUUUGUUACAGUUCUUGCGAACGGACGACGAAAGAAUACAAAGGACAGCACUCCAAUCAUUAAAACGAGUCAUUUCAAAUCUUGAUAAAGUCCAAGGGGAACAGAUAGCAGCUGGGUGUAUGCAGACUCUAUUGGAAGGGAUACCAACUUUAGAGAACCAAAAGAAGAUGAAAGCGAUUGGUAUAUGUCUUGAGAUAUUGGGCAGUUGUUACGAGAAUUUGGCGCCAUAUAUAGUGAAGACUCCGGACCAAUUUAAACUCCAAAACAACAUGCAAGUUCUGUUACGAUAUUUGAGUAACACUGAUACAUACGACUCUUCUAUGAAAGCUAUCAUCUGUUUGGCGUCUGUGCUUGGAGAAAAGUUCUCUGUAUUUAUCAGUCCAGUUGUUUCACAAUUGAUUGUAUUGAUGAAAGACUUUUCACAGAGUGAGAUCAUUGGGGAGACGUGUAACAUCAUUGAACAACUGAGUAUAGCGUCGAGAACUGCGAUGAUACCGUUUGUAGAACCUUUGUUGGGUCAACUUAUUCAAGCACUCAUGGCCCCAUCAAUGGACUAUAAGAUCAAGUUUAAAGUGAUCAGAGCUAUUAGUGGGUUAGCCCUUGGUGUUGGAUACCAGAACUUUAGUAAAUACACGGAGAACGUGUUACAGAUGUUACAACAAAUCACACAGAACUUGUUAAAUAUCCAAAUCGAUCUGAAUGAUGAAGACGGUGCCGAAUUCUUUGAAAAUAUGAUGGAAAGUGUUUUGGUGUGCUACACAAGACUCUUUAAAGGAGCGAAUCAAACUGUUUUGAAUCAUAUGGUGUUGCCUGUACAAUUGACACAAAGCAUAUUUGACGUGUUAGGAAAUGGCUCUGGACAUGUCGACUCCGAUACUAUUUAUUGUGCCAUCUGCUCGUUCUUCAUGUGUUUGUCGGAACUGCAGUUUAUCAACCAAAACCCUACUUUGAAACAACAGAUCUUCAAUCCAAAAGUUCUUAGUGUUAUCACCUCAUGCCGUAAUAACACAGAAAACCCCGAAAAGGCAGUGAUUGUCAAUACGUUGUGUCAAAAGCUUGGGCUGUGA
This is a messenger RNA of Entamoeba invadens IP1, 2505 nucleotides long. RefSeq lists its product as hypothetical. Gene Ontology annotation, biological process: protein import into nucleus. The transcript has a single exon. The record is from RefSeq and is a predicted model, not a curated record. Gene Ontology annotation, molecular function: nuclear import signal receptor activity. Gene Ontology annotation, cellular component: cytoplasm; nucleus. The coding region runs from base 1 to 2505 and encodes 834 amino acids. Lineage: Eukaryota; Evosea; Mastigamoebida; Endamoebidae.